AUGGCUUUUGAACGCGGCGGAAGAAACAGUCGUGGAAUAAGACCAGAGCAGGAAAUGUGGACUCAAAAUUUUGUUGUUAUUCAGCCAGAAAAUUUUCUUCCGCCAGUACGAGGAAGAGAAUGUGGGUUUUGGUCACAAAAUGUUGGACUGCACUGUGAACCGGCUAAUCAGAAUAGUUUUCUACCUUGUGUACCAGGCAUCAAUAAUGUCAGCUACGGGAAACCUAGGCCAGAAUUUGGGCCACAAAUGUAUGAUUCUAAGAACAACGGGAAUAAAAAUCUCUCAUCGCUAAGAACACCGGCAGUAAGAUCAUUGAAUGGUGAUAUUUAUGUAUACCAUGCAACUGGAAGUGAACCAGCAAUCUUGUCUGGAGUAGGCGAAUUGACUUGGCUGUCGUCAAAGGCUGGACUUAUUACUUGCAAGCGAACGAAUAAAACUGUUUCCUUCCAGACAAAAGAUUUUUGCGAUCUGCAAGUCACUGACUUGACAGAUGUCCUUUGUGUUGGUUUUACUUUAUGCUAUCAAGCAACAGCCAGUGAAACGAGUGACGAUUUAAUCGCAAUAAAUGUUACUCCAUUACAAGGCGUAGAGUCGGAAAAAGAGUUUUUUUGUUCUGAGGAGGUGGAUCUUGAAGCUGCACAGGCACGUGCAACCAGUGGACCUCCAAGGUCUCCGAAAGAUAUGUAUUCCGUAGCCUUGGAAUCGAAAGCUAUUCCAGUAAUUCUCUCAGUGUUUAAAAACCAAGGAGGACUUUUUUGUCAACUUUCAAGUCUGCACAGUCACAUCUGCAGCGCUGAAGAUCGUGAGCUUACUCGUUACAUAGGUACAAGUAGCUUGAAAAGACGUCAAUUUAUCGAAAAGCGGACUCAUAUUUUUGACGAGAUUCAGGGAGAUCAAGUACGUCUGCAGCCGCCUGUAGUUUAUCAGACUGUGAAGUUACUGGCUCGCUUCUUGUUGUGUCGAGGUGGUGUCACUUCUACAAAUUCGUUGUACGAUUUUUACAUGUCUUGUCCAGAACUGGCAGAGGGAAGGCAGUAUUUCGGAGAGAGCGAUGGUCGUUCGGCAUUUAUUAGCUUGAUUAAAACGCAUAAUUGGGUUUUUUCGUUGUUUCCAUCUCAAGUAUACGUUUCUGUACGCCGCAAUUUGCCUCAGUUCGACUAUGCAGAAUUUGUGAAAACGCAGCUCCCCAAAUUUGUUCCAAACCGAAGAGGUGUUGCAUCGUCGCCGAUGUUGAACCCCAUCAAACCGACGCCACUCAUUAACCCCCUGACUACAGCCCCCACUGUUCCUCCAUUGACUCGUCCUGGAAGUACCAUGAACAAUGACCCUGCGUCACGGGCAUUUUCAGUGCCGCAGACACCAAUGAACAAUUUGCCAUCGUUAUCCAUGGCCUACAAUCAGCAAUUUCCACCAAAGCGUGCCACCUCUGUUUCAAACCCACCUAAUAAUCCUGCUUGGAAUGAAUUUAUAUCUGCUGUUCCUGCUGUUAAUAGUUUAACAGACGUUUCAACAGCGAAUGGGUUUACAAGUAAUCAGUAUAAUAACGAGUUUGUGGGUGAUGCUUACCCUCUGUGGAAUCAGGCGAGAUCGUAUAGCACCGGUAGCAGUCCUGCUUUAUCUGCUGCAUCAAAUCAGAUUGAAACUGGGCGAAAAAUUCAUAAGGAUUCUUCAACCCAAACUGUUGCUGCUCUCAGAGAUACAAAACUUGACGAAGAGAUCUUACGAGAACUUUGCCCUGGCUGUGCGAAACGAAUUGCUGCCAUUUGGGCACCAACCGGCGACUUGGCAGGUCUUUUUAAUGGAUUAAGCCUUAGUCAUUCUUUGAAUGAUUAUCGCCCUGUUUCACCGCAGUUCACCGUGUCAAGUAAUUCACCGUCGACGACGGCUAGUAAUCAGACUGCUUCAACUUUAUCUCACCAGGCAAUUAAUGGAGCUUCCUCACACAAGUCCUCAUCGUCUUCCUCAACGAGUGUCGUUUCGCCCACUGAAGACAUAUGCAGCUUGAGUAGUGGGACUCCUACUACUGUUGAAGGUUCACCAGAACAGGAGAGGCGUGAUUAUGAUCCGUUCAACACACUGGUUUUUUUGGAAUCUGGUCGUGGUCUUUCAAACGGAAUAUUUUGA
Molecule: messenger RNA, 2124 nt
Organism: Enterobius vermicularis (human pinworm)
Lineage: Eukaryota; Metazoa; Nematoda; Chromadorea; Rhabditida; Oxyuridae
Source: the annotation of a GenBank genome assembly